Messenger RNA from Vairimorpha ceranae, 501 nucleotides. RefSeq lists its product as hypothetical. NCBI's taxonomy places the organism in Eukaryota, Fungi, Microsporidia, Nosematidae. The record is from RefSeq and is a predicted model, not a curated record. The transcript has a single exon. Bases 1 to 501 code for a protein of 166 amino acids.
AUGAAAUUUAUCUUAUGUUUAAGUUUAAUUUACUGUUCUUCACCGCUUCAAACACCAAUUUUUAAAAAGAAAAAUAACAAAUUCACAGCAGAAUUACCUUUUUCGAGAGGUGUAGAUGUAAAAAGCUAUGAGAUUAUGGUAGGAAGCUUAUCUGCAAAAGAAACAGAUUUUACUACGUUGGAUAAGAAAAGAGAUCAGCACGGGAUACGUGAAAGUAUUAAAGUACGAUUAGAUGCUAUAAAAAAUAAAGAUGAUUCCCAUUUAUAUGCUAUAAGUGUAGAAGAGUUAAUAGGUAAAAAAAGUAAGAAGUGGUAUUCAGAAACAUUUAGAUUUGAUUCUAGAAAGAAGCAGUGGGUAUUAUCGCGUACAUAUGAAGAAGAUCCUUGGUAUAUUAAACAUAAAAUGUAUGUUAUAGGUGCAUCAAGUGUAUGUGCUGUAGGAUUAGUAGGAUUUAUACUUGCUAGCUAUCUUAAAAAAAAGAAUGAAGAGAGUGAUUUGUAA